This is a messenger RNA of Carassius auratus (goldfish), 12361 nucleotides long. RefSeq names its product KICSTOR complex protein SZT2-like. The coding region runs from base 133 to 11295 and encodes 3720 amino acids. Gene Ontology annotation, cellular component: peroxisome. NCBI's taxonomy places the organism in Eukaryota, Metazoa, Chordata, Actinopteri, Cypriniformes, Cyprinidae. The transcript has 76 exons. The record is from RefSeq and is a predicted model, not a curated record.
UUAGGGCUUUUAUUUUGAAUUCGGAAACGGGAAGUGAAGCAGCUGCAGUCAGAUGAACUGCAGUGCACAGAUAUUGACACAAACCCUCUAAAACUCGCUCAAAAUCACACUGCCAGUAAUGAGAAGCACGGCAUGGCAGACAGACAGGACAAUGAGGUGGAGGAGGCUGAGCAGGUGUACCUGCUGAUGAAAGAGGAGUACAGGAUCUCACGCAACGUGCGUCUGUCCUGGUUCCUGAACCGGCUCAAUCAGGUCGUUCGGCCCGCUCCACCGUCUGAGCUGCUGAAGUCAGAGAACGAGCUGGAUGUUUUGAGCGUCCUCCCAAAAGGAUGGCAGCCCGACUCUCCUUCCUCUUCCUGCCCGUGUCUGCUGGUUCCCUCCACACGCGUGACCUUCCUGGCGCGCAGGUACCGCUUCAUCAUCGAGCUGGACCUGAGCCCGUCCACCGGGAUCGUGGAUGACAGCACAGGAGAGAUGAUCUUUGACGAAGUCUUCCACGCUCUGUCUCGGUGCUUGAUCGGUUUGGCAAAACCCUUUAAAGUCCCAGGAACGGAUCACGUGUUCCAGCCAGAGAUCUUCAUCACCAUUCUGGCGUAUUCCUCCAUCAUUGGCCUUAGCUCUCAUCAGGUGUUGGUUCAGGGCUGUCAGCUGGACUGUAUGGAUUUGGAGCAGUUCUUGCAUCAGAUCUAUCAGCAGCUGAGAGCCGUGGAGAGCAGCAUCGCUGACGUCUUACAGCAGCAGCACAAUCAGUUCAGUGGCUCGGUCCAUCAGUCCUUCUCUAAUGAUGCUGUGGAGGACGUGUCUCAGAGGAAGCCGGGGGUCUCCAUGUUGACGGCGGAUGUGGGGCUGGUCAGCAUGGUGAGGCAAGGGAUUCUGGCGCUGCAGCUGCUGCCUCCAAACUCUGGUGCAGGUAUAAUAAUCAUCACAGAUGGAGUGACGAGUGUCCCUGAUGUAGCUGUGUGUGAAACGCUACUGAACCAGCUGAGAAGUGGAACCAUUGCCUGUUCGUUUGUCCAGGUGGGCGGUGCUUACACCUAUGACUGUAGUUUUGGCUACAUCCCCAACGUGGAGCUGAUGAAGUUCAUCUCAAUGGCAACCUUUGGCUCCUACCUCUCCAUGUAUCCAGAGUCGGACUCUCCGGGCGAGGAGAUGAACGCUUACCACCGCGCCUUCCUCACAUACUCCUUCCUGAGGACCGGCGAGUCCAUGAACCCGGAGUACUACUGCUUCUCCCAGCACAGACUCUUUAAUGAACACCUGGUGUCCGCCAGCGGAAACCCUGCUUUAGUGAUGCGCAGGAAGAAACACACGGAGAAGGAAGUGCACGCUGACUUGAUCAGUGUCCUGUCCAUCAGGCUGCGAGAGGGAUACACCAUCCGAGAGAUCAACAUCACGAAAGGAGGAAGUCAGCUGGAGGUGAAGCUGGUCCUGCUCUGGAAGCACAACAUGCGUAUCGAGUACCUUGCCGUGGCGUCCUGGCCCCUGAAUCCAGUCAAACGCACCACCUGGGUGGAGGUGACCAUCGAAGGCAGCUACGACAUCCUCCAUGACAUCAGCUGCACCAUGAGGAAGCCAAUCACAAGCCCCUACCGGACGACGGUCAUCCGCCGCUUCUGGAACACUCUGCAGAGCAUAAAUCAGACAGACCAGAUGUUGGUGCACCUGCAGUCCUUUAAUUCCAUCCCAGAACACUACACCAUCCCCGAAAGCACCAAAAACGGGGUUCCUCUGUUUUACAUCCCACCUGGAUCCACCACACCGGUCCUCUCCCUCCAGCACAGUGGCUCUAAAGACUCCAGCCAAUCACAGUUUUCCUCCUACUGGAAGCCCAUCCUGUCCAUGGACGCCAACUUCUGGCAGCGCUGGCUGCACAUGCAUCGCAUCGCUAUCAUUCUGGAGCACGACAUCCCGGUGCCGAAGCACGUGCACAACGCUGGCAGUAAUGGUCGCUUCAGUACCAUCCAGUGUCGCAUCUCUCACUCGGCGCUCACCUCGCUGCUCAGGGACUGGAGCAGUUUCGUCCUGGUGGAGGGAUACUCAUACGUCAAACUUAUUUACAGUGCCUCUGAGCUGCCGCCCGUCUCCUUCUAUCUGGUGCGUCUGAUCUCUAAAGCUCCCUGCAUGGUGCUGCGAUUGGGCUUCCCCAUAGGAACACUAGCACACACCAGGAACAAGAUUGUGGAUGAACUUCGGGAGCAGAUCCUUCGGCUGCGGUUCCCUCAUCGAGUCCAGAAUAAGGAAGCCACGCCAAAAACCAAGCGGAAGAUUCUGGGUAACGCGUCGCCCUCCAAGUCUCCGCCUCUUCCUGUGCCCAAACCGGCGCUGUCUGACCGGCCGUGUGUGGUGGUGCUCAACAAACCCCUGGAAAAACUGCUGAUCAGGUACGAGAAACUUCCUUCAGAUUUCCGCACCCCUUUCAUCUUAAACAUGGAGCCGUUCGCUCAGCCGCGCGUCAUGGGCGCUCCUCUCAUCGUGGCUGCCAGCAGGACGGCGUCCUCCACCAUGGCGUCUCUGUCCCGUUACUUCCUGCACCAGCGCUGGGUUUGGGCCGUGCAGAACGGCCCGGGAACCGCUGUGUCGCUACACGCAGUCGCUCAUAUCCUCUCCAUGUUGUCUGAUAUUCGUCUUUCUGAAGGCUUCCACUUCGCCGCCAGUGGAGAGGGAAUCAUCAACAUGGUGGCAGAACUGCCAGUGCAGGUGAAAAGUCCAUCAGCUGGUUUGGACGGAGAAAAACACACCUGCAUAGUCCAGUACAUCCUUUUUCCACCUCAUUCCACUUCUACCAAGGACAGUUUCUCCACAGAUGAUGACAAUGACACGGAGGUGGAGGCCAUAGAUGUGGACACAGAGCUGAGUUUGGUGACGGAGUGCUGGGUGGAGCCCCAGAGCGGAGCAGUCUGCAGCUCACUGGAGCAGCACAGACACUUUCAGACGCUCAGCUAUCAGGAGAUCCCUCAGGCUAUUUUUCCCCGUGAUCUGUCGUGCAUGACGACGAUGAUUACGUUCGAGUACCUCAUCCAGCUGUGUCAGAACCGAGAGCAGGUGUGUCCUCUCAGCAGCGUCAGAGAUGCUCCAGGUGCUGCUGCUGAGGACUGCAUACACACUGUGCCUUUCCAGUUCGACCUGAUCAAACUCUUGCCCAAGUGCCAGCAGAUCGAGCUCUUCUUCUACACCUUCAGCCGAGAGGGGCAGGUGGGCGGCUCCUCUCUGCCCAACGACCUCCUCCUCGGCCUCUUCCACGGCUCCCUGCAGAGCGAGCUCAGCGAUCGAGAGAUCCCGUUGACUGACGGCGAUCAUGUGGCGUUCAUGCAUCACAUCCUAGAGCGGGAAAGAGACGGCCACGUGGCUCCGUUCUCACUUCCUGUCAUUAAAGAGGAGAGCUUGAAGCCUCCGGAGAGGCAGGACACUGUUUUGUCUUUCCACACGAUUGGAAGCAGUAAAGAGGUGACCGGCUCCUCCAGCACACUGCAGAGCUUCAGUAAUGCAGAUCUUGUGGAUGACGAGCCAGCUGGCGCGGAGCAGGACAGUUUAACUCCUCACUGGAAAUGCUACGCCAAAUACAUCAGUCAUCAGCAGAUCCUGCUCACUUUCCUGCCAGCUACAUUCACAGAUGUGCAGAUUUUGAUGUCGUCUGGGCUGGAAACUGAACCUCCAAUCAACAGAAGUUUCCAGGAAGAGGAGGAGUCCUGUAGUAACGGCAACGGCCAAUCACAGACAGACUCCUUCAGCAGCUCUGCCAAUGGUCCACAGGUUGGAUCGAGUCAACACGGAGAAGACAGGAAGCCGUCCACAGAGGAACCAGAAGCAGCGCUGGAGACGUCUGCAGGACAGAGUGAACCUGCUUCGGAGGAGAAGGAUGGCGUUCAGUUUGUGGAGCCUGAGAAGCAUCACAUCACGUUCAGCAGACAGACGUCUCAGCAGAGCGGAGCUGACGCAGCACGACCCCGCUGCCCCAUCUACAUCUACAACUGCUCACUGGAGUCCCUGAAAGAGCAGCUGGUCCACCCGCGCUCGGGACGCCAGCCCAGAGACGUCUUCUUCAGAGCUCAAGAGACAGACACCUGGGAGUUCAGUCAGCAGCCCAAAUACAGAUCAAUCUCUCAGGAGCGCAGCAGCGCCUCGUCCUGGACGGAGCUCAUGACACAACCUCACAAACACAAAGAACUGGCCAACUACUGCAGCCUGCUACAGGAGCACUACUACCAGAGCUAUGUCAAAGGUGUUUAUCGCAGUCUGCAGCAGUCACACCACGUGAGCUCACAGGAUCUACUGACAGCCAUGGACUACUGCGAGGAGUCGCUGCAGGAGAUCGACAUCACUUCCUUCCUGCAGACGCUCUGCGGACACGUGCGUGUGUUUCGUGAGCGUCACGAGCUGCACGGCUCCAUCAACGCAAGCAAGUCCAGUGACGCUUCCACCACCUUCACCAUCGGAGAAGGAGAAGACGAUGGAGCCGACAGAGCCACGCUGGUGUCUUCAUCCAGUAUUGAGCUGGAGGAUGUGAGUGAAGCUGAUUCCAGAGGGAAAGUCUCUGCUCCCACGUCCCCGCUGGACCUGGACGAACCCAAGUCUCCAAAAAUCCCAGAAUUCCCUCUGUCGCUUCUCCAGUCCCAGCAGAAAUGUGAUGUGUAUCCUGAUUUGCACAAAAUCAUACAGGACAAGUUCACAGAAAUUGGUGCUCAGUAUUUCAAGACUGUACCGUCCAAUCCACACUAUUUCUUUUACUGCCUCCCAUCUUCCAAAAAAGAGGAGGAUUCGGAGCGAGGAGGAGAGCGGAGAGCCAGUGAGGACUGUGAGGUGUCUGAAGCUGAACUCGCCACAGAAGACGAGAACGUGUCGGGCUGCUGCAUCGUGACGGAGAGUGACACGGAUCUGGAGGUGGAGUAUCAGGAUUGUGGGAAUGGCAGAGCGGAGGCCGGAGGACAGGGAGCAGGUGAAGGCGGGUCUCCGUCAGACUCCAACACGGUGAACCAGGACGAGGACUCCUUCAGUAUUCUGGACGGAGACUCUCUGCUGGAGCUGGAGGGUCCACAGCCGGAGAUGCCUCCUCUGUUCGUGCACCUCACCUGCUCCGUCAACAUGAAGAGCUGCCAUGGAUCCAUGCCCACGCAAACACUGCCAACCUGUCUGGGUGAAGUCAUUUCCUGUCUUGAGAACGCUGAGGAUCUUCAGUGGGUGGAUCUGAAGGAGUUGUCUGUCACUCUGGAUAUCUUCGUGCUCACGUUACCUCUGGAGAUCGAGGCCAUGGCUCCUGACUUCCAUCACAACAGAUACACGUCUGAGAGCAGCGUGUCUCUGAACCGUUCUCCUGGACAGCCCUCGUCCUAUCGCUCUGACGAGGAGCUCAUGGCCAAUCUGGACGGCCUGCGCGGGGUCGGUGUGGAAAGUAUGUCUGGAGAUCCCUUGUCCAAGCUUCCUGUUCCACACAAAAUGGCUGUUUUAGCCACCAUGGAUGAGAUCCGCUGGCUGUUGGAGGAUGAGAUGGUCUCUGCUCUGCGGCGCUCGUCUGUCAUCAGCUCCUCUACGCUGCAGAAAGUGUCGGAGCACGUGUGUCGCUCCAGCGGCCGGCCGCAGUGCCACUGUGAGCUCGUUCCCCUCCAGUUCGUGUUUGGUCCCGAGCAGUCGCUGGAGAAGUUUCAAGAGGAGUUCAAGAGGUUAUCUCUUCCUGGUUACCUGCUGAACGCCGAGCAGCACAACUUCCACUACGUCUCACUGAGUCGCCAGCAGACUCACAGACUCCAGCUGUCUAACAUCGCAGCUCAGUACUCGGGAACCAGCUCUCAGCAAACCAGCCAGUGUCCCGAGCUGGAGGACAGAGCCAGAGCAUCAGCAAACAUCUGCACGCCAGACAAAGACCGAGAAAGAGACUCCAAGAAAAAAGAGCCUGACACUGAGCAGGUUGAGUGUGGAGACACGCAGAGGGCCGAGGAGGACACACGGCCUGCAGCUGAUUCAGCCAGCGAGUCUCUCUCGGAGACCUCUGACCCCGGGCAGAUCAAGCAGACCGACCCCGAGGAGACUCGACCUCAGAGUGCUCACCUGCAGGCGGGCAGCAGCAGCACCGAGCGCUCGUCUGAUCACAUGACCCCUCCGAAAACACCCUCCGCUGCCAGCCUGGCCGAGUCCGUGCAGUCCACCACACACAGCAGUGGGAAACUGCGUCCCAGUCGAGUUCAGAGCGUGGUCUCCAGUCAGGGCAGCCUGGACUCAGACAUGCUGGGUUAUGACGGAGGCAGCAGUGACUCUGAGUGCGACGGACCCACUAUGAAUGAGCAGGAGAGACAGACGCCGCUCAUGCCUGAUUUCUGGCUCAUCAUCAGAAUUCAUCAGGACAGGGUGGAGGUUUUCUCUCACACCAGGAGUUUUAACAGAGAGGAAGAGGAGGAGAUCCCAGAGUACCUGCGUCUUCAUCAGCUGGUGGUGAGGAGGAUUGGAGAAAUGUGCCGAACAGUCAACCAGCGCCUCCUGCUGCAAGACCUGCAUGACAGUCACGUGUGUCACUCUCUCCUGGUGGCUGAGAGCGAAGAGGACAUCUGGAAGAACGAGUCGCUCUACCGACCCAGGAUGACCAACUCUGACGACUACACUGCAGACGAGAGCUAUCAGCCGCGGGACUACCUUGCCGCCACCAUGCAGUUCAUCCCGGGUUACUUCGCCUGUGACGUGGUCUGGAGCACCGUUAUUUAUAUUCACCCCCGACUCAAAAUGGGGCCCAACAUGGGCGUGUCCCGAGCUAUCCAGGCUCUGCGCUCCGUUUUAAACGCUUUCUGUGUGGUAAACCGCAAAAACAUGUUUGUUUAUCAGGAGCGCACCACCAAAUCUGUGUUCUACCUCCGACUCUCUGAGACGUCUCAGGCAGGGAAGUACAGUGAUUUGGAUGGAAACGUGCACGUGUCUCGCUCUGUGGGUCUGGCCCGCAGCCAGGAGCCGCUGGGCUCUGAGGACCUCACGGCAUCACGCUCAUCUCUGGAAGGCUCCCGGCCGGUUGGACUGGUGGACAAACACAUUCUGCUGCAGGUGCAUGGCGUAGGGACCGCAGGUCCAGAGAUCACGGAUGAGUUAGUGAAGGUUUUGAGGAAGCGUCUGGACGAAGCCACGCUGGACAUCAUCACAGUCAUGCUGGUCAGGAACUGCAAACUGACACCUGCAGAUGUGGAGUUCAUCCAGCCUCCCGGCUCUCCGGCGACGGAGGUGAUGGAGUUCUGUCUGCCGCUGUACUGUGUGCCGUGGAUCCAGGCCGUGGCUCACUACCUCCGUCAGAACCUCCUCAUCUUCCUCCACAUCCCCAAAUACACCGACAGCAACAUGGAGCACCACUUUAAGCAUCACUUCCAUCUGAGCAGCGAGCUGCCCGAUCAUGACAUCUAUCUGUACAAUAAACCUGGAGGCCAGGGCACAGGAGGCAAAGGUACAAUGUCGGACCUUGUUCAGAAUCUCUUCCCAACAUCUCAGUUUCAAGGGAUUGCCUGCAUCGUGCUAUCGUUCGUGGACGCUAAAGGCUGCAUGCUGCAGAUUCCUACUCAGGACGGCAUCGCUCCGGCUCUCAGAGGAGACGUCUCCAGCAUCUCCCUCCAGCCGGACCAGUUCGAGACCUUGACGACUGUGGUCAAAGAGGACUCUGGCAGCCAGAGCUCAGGUGCAGCCAUGCGUGUGCGCUUCGACGUGUGGGAGCAGGGUAACAUCAGCCCCCUGCAGCUGACCGACAGGCUCAGGGCGGCCCUACGCCACGCCCUCUGUGACGUGGUGAUGGAGAUGCGUGUGCUGCCCAACCCGCUGUGUCUGGACACCUUCUGCCUGCCUGCUGCCGCCCCGCGGGACGAGAGCACAGUUCCCUUGAGUCUCCUGCAGUCUGACAGUAAGGAGAUGAAGGAGAGCGUUCGGCGGCUCAGUGGAGCUCAUGGGCUCAAGAGCGGUCCGUCUCCCAUCACCCUGAGCUCAGCGCCCAGCUCCACCACGACAACUGGAACCAGCACACCUGAGUCCACCACACCCACCGGCAAAACCACCCGCCGCAGCUUCUGGGAAAUACUGAGUAAACCAGAGACUUCUGAGCUUGGCAGUCCGAAGACGACAGAUGACAUCAUACCGGAGCGCGUCGAGGACAGUCGUGUGAACCGACGAAGACACAAGACGGAGAGCGUCAAACAGCAGUGGAACCACGAGAAAGCCAUGGCAGUCGAGCAAGAGCAGGCCCAGAGGAGACAUGCAGUCCAGCUGGAGGAGGGUGAUACAGGCACGCUUCAGCCCGUCUUCCACAGCACGUACCUGCCCUGGGUCACCUUCAUGAACAGACUGGGUUGUCCGUCCAUCCAGCACUGUUCAGCUGAAGUCUCGCAUCACUUCCUCCUGCCCUCCAUCCUCACAGAGAUCGUCAAUCUGGUCGGCUCACUGGCCAGUGACACGGCAGUCAAAGUGUUCGAAAGAAGCAGCUGUCCUCAGGGAGACAUCUAUGUCCCCCUGUCAAUCAUCCAGCACAUCAGCCAACCACCUGGCACCACCAGGAGCUUCAUUCUCAUUGGUCGGAACUUCAGCCAAUGGCAUUGCAGUACAGAACAAGAAGACAGUUCAGAUGAAGAGAACAGUCCAGUACUAAAUAGGUGCACACCUCAUAAGGGCAUGCAGCGGUUCGAGGCUUUGGAGCACAGUGAUUGGCUGAGCCCGGGGCAGGCUGUGAGGGGCGUGGCUCCACGCCAGCGCUUCCUGUACAUGCAAAUUGUUAAUAAGAAGGUGACUCUGUACACGUAUAACUGGUCGGUGGAUCUGGGCGUCUCUCUGAAUCAGGGUCUGGUCAGACUGGUGCAGUGGCAGAACGCCCGCGCUCAUGUGGUCAACUGCCUCCUGAGUCAGAAAAUGGGUCUUUUCCAUCAUUACUGCUCCUCUGAUGCACCUUCACAAGAGGACCUGAAACAGCAGGAGCCCAACCCGUUCCUGAGCUCCACGAUCGAGGCGGACGCUCUGCUGAGGAGUCCGGUUCCUCCGGCCGCGAGUAAGGAUCCGGGUCGGAUGGGCAGCUCUGCUCGUGCUCUUCCUCCUCUGGCCUUCCCCGGAGAACUCGUGCCCUUCGAUGAAGCUCUGAGAGACGUGAACACGGUGAGGCCCCUGACCAGUCAGGACGGGCCCGAUAUAGUCACUCGCCACGGAGCCCAAAUACUGGAGGUCAAAGCCGCUGAACGCAGAGAGCUGGAGAGACAGAUGAAGAUUGAGAAUCUGUUUGUGACGUGGCAGCAGCGCUCGGCUCAGUCUAACAUGCCCAUCUCUGUGGCCGAUCUGGACACACUAAAGCAGUCCUCUCGACUGGUCCAUUACUGCGCCACACCGCUGCUCUUCGACCCUGUCUUCCGGAAACAGAUUCAAGAGGAACAGCUGCCUCAGCCCCAGAUGAAGAAGCGGCAUCGCUCCAGUGACUCCACGGCGUCCGGCCGAGAUCGCAGCUACAGCACAGAUUCUGCAGACACGCUUCCCAGUCGCCUGAAGGAGGAGCCGUGGCUGCAGGACAUCUCCAGCAUGUUCCUGCAGCAGUAUGUGCAGUACCUGCAGAGCAUGGGCUUCAUCCUGGUGCAGGUCCGGCCGCAGUCGCCCGCUCGCAGCAUCGCUCGAGCCCGAGCCGCCAUGUUGAGUUCUUUAUCCACUGAAGGCAGAUCAUCCUUCUCCUCUUUCUCAUAUAAUAAGCAGAAGAGUGAAGACAGCCCCAAGCAGAGCAGCACGUCCAGCUCUGCAUCAUAUCACCUGCAGAGGGCGCUGCCAGGAGGAAUCGUCCUGAUGGAGCUGGCUUUUCAAGGCUGUUAUUUCUGCGUGAAGCAGUUUGCAUUAGAGUGCUCAAGGAUUCCCAUGGGUCAGACGGUUAAUUCUCAGGAGUCUCUUCUCAACAAACCUCCUAGCCAGCCAUUCCCCGAGGUGCCCACGGCCUCUGACUCUGCGCUGUCCAUGCUGUUCACCGAGGAGUGCGAUAAGGUGCGGGAUCUGAUGCACGUUCACUCCUUCAGCUACGACUUCCACCUGCGUGUGGUGCAUCAGUACCUCGUGGGCUGUCACAUGACCCUGCGGCAGGGGUACCAGCUCACUGCCUUUCUGGAGGACUUCAUCGCCCAUCACCCCGACAUACCAAAGUUCGGACGCAACCACGUCUUCCAGGGGAGUUUCUCCAUAUCGACGGGGAUGAUCACAGCACAUCAGCUGUAUAAUUACAUCACUGAUCACGCCGGCACUUACGGGAUGAAGCCCUUGCGCAUGUCUAAAGCUGCAGUUACCACUGAUAACAAAAAGGGGGCGCCGAGCGCAGACCUGCAUGAGUACGCACUGGUCGCUCUGUGGAACAGCUCUGGCUCAUUUAAAGACUUGGAGGGAUUGCGACACCACGAUGACUUUGACGUGUCGCUGCUGGUUUGUCAUAACGCCGCCCCGUUUGAGGAGCAGUCGGAGGGAGAGAGACACCUGCUCAGGCUGCGUUUCUAUGUGAUCAUGACCAGUCAGAGGGAGCUGUUCCCGCGUUUGACUGCAGACAUGCGGCGCUUUAAGAAGCUUCCUCAGAUCCACCGUGACCCCGGUGACCUCAGCGGCCGCAUCCCUGCGGAGCAGAUGGAGGCUUGCAGCCCGGGGACGCGGGAAUCUGAGCUGGACCUGUGGGAGGACACCAGCGUCCCCGUCACCCCUCCAGCCAGCCCUGAGUCUGACCCCAUAGAGAGCCUCCUGCACACAGACGCAGACGCAGACGACUCUCAGGGGCUCUUCUACCCGUGUCCUCUCUUCCCUCUGCUCAGUUCGGAGGUGCUGUCUGCACGGCGGCAGAUUCAGAGCAGCGUGGAGCAGGCCAUGGGCCACUGCCGCAGGGAUAACCUCUGGAGGAGACUCUUCCACGGAGAGCACCUGGCUCUGGAUAAACUCAAACUCAGCAAACUGACCUUCGGUGAACUGGAGGAGCUGCUGGACGCUGUGCAGAGCAGAUCAGUCUCUGAGAUUGACCCACAGCUGGACUGUUUCCUGAAUAUGAGUCCCGGCUGGUACCAGAGUCUCAUCAAAGUCCUGCUGUCACGCUUCCCACAGAACUGCAGACACUUUAAAGACGACAGCGGCAUACAGUACCUGGCCGUCCUGAACCAGAAGUUUACAGACUGCUUUGUGCUCGUUUUCCUGGACACACAGGCAGGAAAAACUAGUCUGAAGGUUGUUUUCCGGGAGCCGUUACCUGCGCAGACGCAGUCGAGCAGCAGUCCUCCACCGCAGCUGGUCUCCAUGUAUCACCAUCUGGAGUCGGUCAUCAACACCGCCUGCUACAACCUCUGGACGGGCCUGCUGUGAAGCUCAAGUGUCUGACAUCGGUUUGAGCUCUUAGACUGAGACUGAAUGCGUCUCGCGUGUGUAAUGCAUGUUGUGUCGACUAGGUUGCAUCCAUUGCCAAUUAAAUAGCUAAUAUUUUGCACAGGGAAACAGCUGAAUGUGCCGGCCUGUUGAUUGGAGGGGGGUUAUCUGGGAGGGUGUAUUUAUAGCGUGUGAGACUCCGCUGGUUUGCCAAAGCCAUACUGUCUUUCUGUAGUCUAGCGUUCAUUUGUGCGUAGGUUUUUUUUUUUCCUCCAUCUCCUCUCAGUUGCUGUUUCUGUAGCCUGUGUGCAAUAGUUUUUUUUUUUCUCAUUAUGCAUCUCUCUGUGCAUCAUUGUCUUCACUGCCGUUUUUUCAUCAUAAAAGUGCCUUUAUUUUACUUUCACAUAAAUUUGAUGGAGGCUAGUGAAUUGUUCUCUUAAAGGGACAGUUCCCGCUAAAAAGAAAUUAACAUAAUUUACUCAUCCUCGUUUCAUUCCAAACCUAUGAGUUUCUUUCUUCUGUUGAGCACAGAAGGAGAUAUUCUGAAGUAUGUUGGUUACCAAACAGUUGAUGGUAGCCAUAGACUUCCAUUGUAUUGAAAAUAUACUAUUGAAGUCAAUGGCUACCUUCAACUGUUUCGUAACCAACAUUCUUCAGAAUAUCUCCUUCUUUACUCAACAGCUAGAAGAAACUCAUAUGGGUUUGAAACAACAUGAUGACAGAAUUAGAUUUUUGCGGGGACUGUCUCUUUAAAUGAGUCGCAUGGCCUUCAUGUACCUUCAACAUAAAGAGCUGGACACGAUUAGUCUGAAACGAUACUGGACGCCCAAACUAACUAAACGAACGGGGAAGAUUUACCUCCUGUAGUGACAGACACUGAAGAAUGAAAUGGUUUUACUGUUUGGUUUUCUUGGAGCACACUGGACAUUUUUGAAAGAAGCGUUCAUUAAAAUGUUAGAACAUUAAUUAGCAGUUCAAAUGUGUGAACAGGUCAUUUGUACAUUAUGUAUAUAGAGGCGGAUUUGUAAGAAAAACGCUUACCAAUAAAUCUUAAAUUAAAACAUCU